Messenger RNA from Daucus carota subsp. sativus, 1023 nucleotides. RefSeq lists its product as uncharacterized. The record is from RefSeq and is a predicted model, not a curated record. The transcript has 3 exons. The coding region runs from base 1 to 1023 and encodes 340 amino acids. Lineage: Eukaryota; Viridiplantae; Streptophyta; Magnoliopsida; Apiales; Apiaceae. Gene Ontology annotation, molecular function: zinc ion binding; nucleic acid binding.
AUGCAGUACUACAUGCGUGGCGCAGUGGCAGCGGCAGCUGCAGAGUCAUCAGAGUUGGGAGGGACACCCUUAUUCAUGGGUCCUAAACGUAAGAGUGUUCCAGAGGCAGCAGCAGAAGGUGGGGCUGAUCCCGCCCUUGUACAAAUGUUGGCUCUUAUGCAGCAACAAAUGGCAGUUCAUCCACCAGAGUUCAAGGGUGCUGCGAACCCGGUGGAGGCCAGCAGAUGGCUCAAGGAGAUAGAAAAAGCAUUUGAUCUAGCAAAUGUGGGGGAGGAACAAAAGACCCAGUUUGCUAGCUACUUUUUAAAGAAUGAGGCAAAUUACUGGUGGGAAUCGAAGAAAGCCUUAGAGGGAGGUAACGUAAUUACGUGGGAAAGAUUUAAAGUAUUGUUCUUGGAAAAGUACUUCCCUAGGCACAUGCAGAAUCAAAUGGAGAUUAAGUUUCUCGAGCUUAAGCAAGAUGACAUGAGUGUAGCAGAUUAUGAGGUCCGCUUCACGGAAUUGGCAAGGUUCGUUCCGGAUCAGGUUGAUACGGACGAAAAGAGAGCUAAAAGAUUUCAGCAAGGGCUGAAGGAUUGGAUCCGUAGUAGGGUGGCCAUGUUUGAAAUGACUUCAUAUGUUUCUAUAGUUCAGAAGGCCAUGAUCAUUGAAAAUGAAAGUGAAAUAUCCCAGAAAAAUAGAGAUGGGAAAAAGAAGAAGGUGGAAGCUCCAGAAGGAAGUCAGAGGCAAGGGAAUUCUCAGGGCAAUUUUAAUAAGAGGCCAGGGUUUCAGUCAAAUCGAAGUGUGGGGUUCAGAAGGCCACUAGUGGGAAAUAGAGGUCAGAAUAUUCAGUUUCGUCCUCAGAACCUGCAAAGAUUCAAUAAUCCACCAGCAUCGAACUGUAGAUUUUGUGGGGGUAAACAUUUUGGAACUUGUAGGAUGAACGUGACUUGUUACAAGUGUAACAAAAAGGGGCAUUAUGCGGGGGAGUGUAACAGUCAGGCACCGAACCCAAUGCCAGGAACGCAGUGCUUUAGGUGUUGA